Pecten maximus is the source of this 3559-nucleotide messenger RNA. RefSeq lists its product as uncharacterized. The record is from RefSeq and is a predicted model, not a curated record. Bases 123 to 1601 code for a protein of 492 amino acids. NCBI's taxonomy places the organism in Eukaryota, Metazoa, Mollusca, Bivalvia, Pectinida, Pectinidae. The transcript has 4 exons.
GGAUUCCCCUUUCCGCAAAUUAAAGUCGCUGGUUAGGGGAAAAACGAAAAAGAAGCUAGAUGGAAAAUAUGGUGUAGAAUAUCCACACAAAAAAACAACACUUACAAAACUUUGUGCUGGGCAUGCUGCGAGUAUUAGUCAGCAAGGACAUUCAAGAUAGCAAAAUUGAUUCUAACAGUUUUUCACAAUGCAACAUCAAAGAAUCACAAUACUCGGCUGUGUUUAGGGAAACUUCUGAAUUUAACGACUUGUCCAUCGAAACGGCCCCUUAUUCGGAUUAUUGGGGUUAUGCUAACCAAAACUUCUGUUACAAUGUGUGUCAUUCCUGUUCUGGACAUAAUAUGGAUGAUUUUAGUGAAACGAAUAUUGAACAAGUAGACACUGACCCCGCUGUCAGUCACAGUAAUGAUGAACCUGGUUCUGAGAGGGGAAAUGCGAUGGCUACGUGCAAUCGUUUAUCAAAGUACAGUGUCAAGAGACUUGAAGAAAAGAUGCUUGACCUUUGUUCACUGCAAUUGCCAUAUCCUGAUGGAGGCAAUUUCUUAACGGACAUUAGUAACAACAUAUGGCAACUUCAAGAGUUGAUAACUUCAAAAGGAGGCUCCUUACAAACAAGACAGUCUGAAGUCAUACUCACAAUAAAGCAAGAUUCAGUUGAAAAUUCCACAGCAAUUUCGGGGUCAGUCUUAAUUGACAUCCCAUUCAUAAGGAAGAAAUUUAAUCUAAAAAGUACACAUAUCGUGGUAGCACCGGCUGUUGAAUAUCAUUUUCAUGAUGAAACACAACUGACAAGACAUGCUUGCUUGGAACUACCACACUGCAUGAGCAGUCGAAAGGUACUUAAAAUGCAAGUCUGGUGGUGUGCAAAUGUGGGCGGAAACAUCACAAAACACCCGGUUCCACAUGCUGAAACAAAGGAGGAUAUUUACUGGAUGAAGGGAACGAGACCAAAUACAAUCAAUGUGUUCGCUAAGCAUUUCUGUGUCAUCCUUUGCACGGCGUGCGAGGAAGAUGUUGAGUUCGACAUCCGAGCAUUGCUGUUCCACAAAUUUGGCGAUGUUUCAGACCCAUUGUCUCUCACGAUACUACUUCAGCUCGGCGGGCCACUGUCAAAGAUACGGGACUUCGAACGGGACAUCAAAGACAGGAUGAAAGCGAAACAUCUGACAUUCGUUGAAGACGCCAAUAUUGAUCUUAUUCCACAAUUAGAAGGUGUCCUCAAAAUUUACUUGGAGGUGAUAGGAAGGGCCAGUGGAAGCUGGGUUCAUAUGAAGCGAGCCAACGGUGAUCCCGUCUACGAAAGUGAGCAGAGGCUCGACGUUAAAAAAAUAUCAAAAUGUGGCAAUGAACACGUCAUAAACAAUUGUGACGUGAAAUGGUGGCUACAACGCUCGACAGCUUUGACAAGUGCAUGCUGCUUUUAUACUGAUGUCAAACACGAUACUGCUAAUGAGGCUUUUGCAAAAACGACCAUCCAUGCAGAUUUAAAGGUGCCUGAACACCUCAACUCAAGGACUCGAGAUCGGGACGACUCCAAUCUUGAACUCUUACAGCGGCCGUAUAAUGACGUACAAAUGUAUAUGCCAAGAUCAAACCGCUAAAUAUCGACGAGGGUCCUACUAAUCCACUGCGGGAAAUAUCUGAUAUGAAUAUGAAACCCACGUUCGAUUGACAUUGCCUUUAUGUUUUAUUAUAAGUCUAUCUCAUCAAUAUUCUGGAAAUUUACACGGAGAUGAGAUAGAUAGCUGCGAUCGUAGCCCCUGGGCCCGUUUUCAUACAAUAGGAUACAAAAUUAAAUGGACACAGGCCAUUAUGCCUCUAUAUCCAUAUCAAUAACUAUACAUAAAAUGAAAUAAAAUUAAUGUUCACUUUCUGGUAAUAGAUCUGAAGCCAGCAAGAUGGUUAAAUUUUGAGUUGCAAGCAUUAAGUAUUAUUAAGUAUUAAGUAUUAUAGAACGUUACUUGUAUUAGAUCUCCCAUCAUAGGAUUUUAUAAACAGGUAGACCCUUGGCAGAGGCCCCUCCCUUUGGUGGCCAUGCGAGAAAUGGGGCUACAUCAACGUCUGAAUGCCAUGGUCACUCUCUCAGCAAAGUUAGCAUGAACGACGUUAUGAGUGACGUAAUGCCCGACGCUCUCUCUGUCUAGAAAAUGUUUCAUCAAUCUAUUUUGUUGAUCACUGCCCGGAUCCGAUCUGACUUCUUUAGGAUGUCUGUCCUAACCCAAAAUCCUGUUGAAUCCAUCGAUAAUCGUGUUGUGAAGAGCUUGUUUUUAAGAGGGGCAAUCCAUUCACUUCAAUAGGGAAGAAUAAAUACCAAAUUAUAUCCUCCCCCAAUAUUGGAUACGUCUGCCUAAUCAACAUUCCAUAAAGUCUCUAUUAACUGAAAGCCAAUCAUCUUCCUGAUCUUGAAAUUGUAGUGUAGAUGACGUUUUAAGCUGAAUGCAUCAACAACCUGAUGGAAACGACGAAUGGCAUGAAUUCCUACUUAGGACUUUCCUUCAAUUUGUAGAUCUUUUCUGGCCCUGCGUAGCUACUCCAACCCUCUCCGUCUCAUUGUUGCAGAAUUGAGCAACACCAAGCUUCAUACAGUUAUAUAUUGUGAGGAAAUAUAUAUCUACAUAGGAGUAAGGGGUGCUUUUAUUUUCUUUAAAUACUAAACAGAAGCAGACGCAUGUGCCCCAAUCUACAAUAAUAAUGAUGUGUGUUGAAAUGUCUAUUCUACACCAUUGCAACUAUAUUCUAGGCACUAAUGAAUGGUGCAGUUUCCAUCGUCGGUCAUUUUUUCCCUUUAAAUCAAUCAUAUUGUCACUACUAUUCAUAAAACCUUAAUCAAGGACUUUGACUACUAGUAUAAGUCAGAAGCGUCCUUGGGGGAAGGAAAAUAAAUGGUGACUCUUGCCCCAGGGGCCAAAGUGGUGGGACCCAAUAAGGGGAAAAGAAGCAAGCCCUUGAAAUCGGUACUAGUCCUGUGCGAGUGAAUGGAUUUUGACGAAAUUAUGCCCAAUAAGGGCAUCAUGUGCAUCCUUGGCGAUGGGCAAUAUAAUAUUGUAUAAAUCAAUGGUAACUUUGGCCCUCCUGGGGGUAAGUCUUAUUCGCCGUUAGUCAUAAAUGGACUGAAUGGAUUUGAACAUUUGGUUUGAUGGAUUUGAUCAAAUUUGGUCUACAUCAGCAUUGGGAAAUGAUGCAGAACCCCCCAUAGCAUAGCAUAGAGAAAGUAAAGAAGUCAAAAGACAACUUUUUCACUUCCUUGAAUGGUAUUCAAAGAAAGGUGGAUCCGACAAUUUUAAUGAUGAAAUAUCUAGGUGAGCUAUUGGAACUAUUGUUUGGUGGUUAUGUUUAUAUGCUUAACAGCCACAAAGGAUUCAAUACACAAAAUGUGUACAAACGCAACAUUUCAACUCCCCUGCCCCAAGGGCUAGUGAGCCAAUAUGUAGUGGCGCGGCGGCCGUUCGUCCAGCGUAACCUUUUACAUUUAAAGAACUUCUAAAUAAUCAAGAGGCCCAGAGACCUGAUAUUUGGGUCUAUGGCAUGCUUGGGUGAAGGACUACUAUGUUCAUUCAAG